Molecule: messenger RNA, 2325 nt
Organism: Mesocricetus auratus (golden hamster)
Lineage: Eukaryota; Metazoa; Chordata; Mammalia; Rodentia; Cricetidae
Gene: Galc
Product: galactosylceramidase
Exons: 17
Coding region: 89-2152 (687 amino acids)
Biological process (GO): galactosylceramide catabolic process
Cellular component (GO): lysosome
Molecular function (GO): galactosylceramidase activity
Source: RefSeq, a predicted model, not a curated record
GCGAAAGCUGCUUCAACCGCCCCCAGUUCUUCAUCAUGGAGGCCAUCGGGCCCGCCUCCCAGGGCGCCACAGUCACGUGACCCGCACAAUGGCUGACAGCCCACUUCAGGCUUCCCAGCAACGCCAAGCUAAAGUCAUGACCGCCGCCGCCGCCGCCGGCUCGGCAGGCCGUGUCGCGGUGCCCUUGCUGUUGUGCACACUCCUGGCGUCCGGCGGCGCCUACGUGAUCGACGACUCCGACGGGCUGGGCCGGGAGUUCGACGGCAUCGGCGCCGUCAGCGGCGGCGGGGCAACCACUCGGCUUCUAGUAAAUUACCCAGAGCCCUAUCGUUCUGAAAUACUGGAUUAUCUCUUUAAGCCAAACUUUGGUGCCUCUUUGCAUAUUUUAAAAGUGGAAAUAGGUGGUGAUGGGCAAACAACAGAUGGCACUGAACCCUCCCACAUGCACUAUGAACUGGAUGAGAAUUAUUUCCGAGGCUAUGAGUGGUGGUUAAUGAAGGAAGCCAAAAAGAGGAACCCUAAUAUUAUACUCAUGGGGUUGCCGUGGUCAUUCCCUGGAUGGCUGGGCAAAGGUUUCAGCUGGCCUUACGUAAAUCUUCAGCUGACUUCCUACUAUAUUGUAAGAUGGAUUUUGGGCGCCAAGCAUUAUCAUGACCUGGACAUUGAUUAUAUUGGGAUUUGGAAUGAAAGGCCAUUUGAUGCCAACUAUAUAAAGGAAUUAAGAAAAAUGUUGGAUUAUCAAGGUCUCCAUCGAGUGAAAAUCAUAGCAAGUGAUAAUCUCUGGGAGCCUAUUUCUUCUUCCAUGCUGUUUGACCAUGAUCUCUGGAAGGCGGUUGAUGUCAUAGGAGCUCAUUAUCCUGGAACCCAUACAGUGUGGAAUGCAAGGAUGACAGGGAAGAAGCUGUGGUCGUCAGAAGAUUUUAGCACUCUCAACAAUGAUGUCGGCGCAGGCUGCUGGGGGCGCAUAUUGAAUCAGAAUUAUAUCAAUGGCAAUAUGACCUCCACAAUUGCUUGGAAUUUGGUGGCUAGUUACUAUGAAGAAUUGCCUUAUGGGCGAAGUGGAUUGAUGACAGCCCAGGAGCCAUGGAGUGGGCAUUAUGUAGUAGAAGCUCCUAUCUGGAUAUCAGCUCAUACAACUCAGUUUACUGAACCUGGCUGGUAUUACCUGAAGACAGUCGGCCAUCUCGAGAAAGGAGGAAGCUAUGUAGCUCUGACUGACGGCUUAGGGAACCUCACCAUCAUUGUCGAAACCAUGAGUCAUAAGCGUUCUAUGUGUAUACGGCCAUAUCUACCAUAUUAUAAUGUCUCACACCAGUUGGCUACCUUCACUCUAAAGGGAUCUUUGAGAGAAAUCCAAGAGCUACAAGUGUGGUAUACCAAGCUUGGAGGACCCUCGGAGAGACUUCAUUUUAAACAACUGGAUUCUCUAUGGCUCCUUGACAGCAGUGGCAGUUUUGCCAUGGAACUGCAGGAGGAUGAGCUGGUUACACUCACCACUCUCACCACAGGUCGCAAAGGCGGCUACCCUCCUCCUCCCAAGUCGCAGCCCUUCCCGAGAAGCUAUAAGGAUGAUUUCAAUGUUGAUUACCCAUUUUUCAGUGAAGCUCCCAAUUUUGCUGAUCAGACUGGCGUGUUUGAGUACUACACAAAUAACGAAGACCCGGGACAGCAUCGCUUCACACUGCGCCAAGUUCUCAAUCAACGACCUAUUACCUGGGCUGCCGAUGCUUCCAGCACCAUCAGCAUUAUAGGCGAUUACCACUGGACCAACAUGACGGUACAGUGUGAUGUGUACAUAGAGACCCCUCAGAGAGGGGGCGUAUUCAUCGCUGGGAGAGUGAAUAAAGGUGGGAUUUUGGUGAGAACCGCUACAGGAGUUUUCUUCUGGAUUUAUGCCAGUGGAUCUUACAGAGUUACGGCUGACCUGGGUGGAUGGAUCACAUACACCUCAGGACAUGCUGACAUCACAGCAAAAAGAUGGUAUACACUUACCUUAAGCAUUAAGGGUUAUUUCGCCUCUGGCAUGUUGAACGGCAAGGUCCUGUGGGAAAAUGUCCCUGUGAAAUACCCAGGGUAUGGCUGGGCCGCCAUCGGGACGCACACCUUCGAGUUUGCGCAGUUUGACAACUUUCACGUGGAAGCGGCUCGCUAGUCCUCACAGGGCGUCGAGACACUAUUUGGAUUUUCUAUUUUUGGUUUUUAUUCAGGGCCAGUUUUGAUGGACCUGUAUGUAGCCUUUGAGGCUAACGAUAUGAAGAGUAAAUAGGGAACGUGGUACAUGUUUGCCAGAACAUGUGAAAGGUUUAAUUAGAACUAUAUCCACCA